This is a messenger RNA of Bradysia coprophila, 3493 nucleotides long. RefSeq names its product centrosome-associated zinc finger protein CP190 (gene Cp190). Gene Ontology annotation, cellular component: nucleus. The record is from RefSeq and is a predicted model, not a curated record. Gene Ontology annotation, molecular function: DNA-binding transcription factor activity, RNA polymerase II-specific; protein binding. Lineage: Eukaryota; Metazoa; Arthropoda; Insecta; Diptera; Sciaridae. Gene Ontology annotation, biological process: regulation of transcription by RNA polymerase II.
UGGUUGACGCGUCCUCUGCAAAAUCCAUCAAUAAUGAUGCCAUGGAGUGGAAUGGUUUUUUGAAAAUGUUGUGCAAUUCGCGCUCUGUGGUUCCUUCCUGAAUUUUGAAUUGACUGGCUGAUAAAAGUUCAGUUGUGUGAAAAGCUUGCCGCUUAUGUUUUUCAUUUUAGGAGUUUCUAAAAAUGUUAAAUUAAAAUAGCAGCUUUGUGUAAAAGUGAAAUCGAAAAGCUCAUCUUUUCUAACGGAACGUCAUGGUUGAAAUCAAGUCUGUCAAAGUGGACAACUGGGGAGUGUUCUUCCUGCAGAAAUUACAAAAUUUCUUCAACAAAACCGAUUACUGUGACCUCACGCUGCAAUUCAACGAUAAUUCGCAAUUGAAAGUGCAUCGUCUGGUGUUGAGUGCUUGUACCGAUUUUUUCAAUCUACUCGAACAACAAUGUCAAGUGUUAGAGGACACUCUGAUCAUGCCCGGAGAUCUACAGGCGGACGUUGUUGUUCCGAUCGUAAACUUCAUGUACACGGGAACUCUCGAAUUCGAGGUGGCAAUGUACAGUCGACUGCUGAAAACCGCUCGUGACAUGAAAAUGACCGUACUACUCAAGUUGUUGGAGGCGCACAAACGUACGGUCGAUCCAAAACCACAUCCCAUAUUACUGAACAAAGCCGCAUCGCCUCGGGCAAUGACAUAUUCCCGAUCGUCCACGUCGGCAGCAACUGUUCAACCACCAACUCGGACAUACACUCCCCGAAAAAUGGUUCCCGUUAUGAAAAGUGUCAAAUCGGAACGAGCUGAGAUCAAAGUGGCAGUUCGACCGGCCGCCAUACCACAUUUCAUACGGAAAUCUUUACCCGAACCGGUGCAACUGGUAACAAUGUACGCUUCCAAUACGUCGGCAGCAUCCAAAAAGGGUCCUUCUCGCUUCGACUGUUCCGAUGAAAUUACGAUGCCCGAACAGUUUGAGAGUUCGUUUGACAACAUUUCGUACGAAAGUAUUCCGUUGCAGACGGCAAUCAAAGAGGAAAAAGAUCUGGACAUCAACGAACCAUCAACAUCGUCGAGUUUCGAGCAAUUACGUCGAGGAUAUACCGGACCAGUGAAACGACCAGCAUCAGGCCUUUCAUAUGCAUCACCGCCGGAGAAGAAACCGAACAUUCAAGAUGUCAAGGAAUAUACCGAAGCUCAUCGGCAACGCAAACAAAUCGUCGCCGAGGAAUUUGACGAUGAUGCCGAAUAUGUGGACGAUGGUUUUACCACCGAAGCUGCAUCUCCGGUUAAGAACGAACCGGAUAUCGAUGACAAGCACACGAAGAUCAUCCACGAUGUGCUGAAGAAGUAUCCCCACUUGGUGAAAAACAAGCAGAAUAUCAAGCUGAAAAUUACCAAAGCCGGCGGAACUACGACAACAGUGAAACAAGCACCAGCUGCUACAAUCGUUGCCGCAAAACCGACAAUAGCUGCAGCACCACCACCAGCUAAUCCACCAGCGAAACGAAUCGAUAGCAAGAAAAUGCAUGCACUCAUUGCCCUCGGUGCGGAAAACAUGGAAGGUCCAUGGUUGUGCCUACGCUGUGGCGUCAAUGGUCGACCGAUCAGCAUUCCAUCGUACAAGGGAUUCCGUCGCCAUUUGAUCGUAACGCACAAGGAGAAAAUCGAUCCACGCAUUUGCGAACAUUGUGGCUACAAGGUGAACAAGCGUCCCGAUCUUCACUAUCACUGUCUGAUGAAGCAUAACAUCGUGCCACCGCAUAAUGUCGUCUUCCCGAAGUGUGACGAGUGCCAGUACAUCGCACCCGAUGUGGCCGCACUGCUCAAGCAUCGCGAAACCCAUCACAAAACGAAGAAUUUGCAUCACUGCAUCUACUGCAACAAAACGUUCACCAACGAGGUGUUGCUGUACAAUCACAUCAGAAGCAAUCACAAGGAGCGUGCCUGCGAGGACGGUGUGAUGGACUUUGACGACGAAGAGAUUCUGGACGAUUCGUACGUGCCAAAUAAUGAGAGCAGUCCUUCAUCGUCAUCCGGCGGAGCUAACAAAAUCAAAAUUCUAUCGAACAUUGAACUGCCUGUGCACACCAUAUCGACGGUAUCGUCACAGGACAUUAAUUUGGAACCGAGUUCGGAGGCGGAAGCAUUGAGUAAUGUAGCAACGGGAAUUGCUACCAGUUUAGGUGUAUUGGACACAUCGGACGAUCUGCAGUACAUGCAUGAGGAAAUGAGUGCCGUCGAGCAAUUGGAUGAAGAAAAAACGGAACAGCCGGACGACGUAACGGUAACGCAAUUCAUUACCGAAGAUGGAUCGGUUUCCACGUUACAAUUGACAUCGUCAGAGAAGGCCGAUUUGGUUCGCCAAAUGGAGAAUCAGGAAGGUGUCGUUAUGAUCCUGAACGACGACUUCGAUCACAGCCAAGAAUUGAUGGUGAACAAUGCGGACCAGCAAGGUAUUGUCGUUGUUUACAGUCAAACUGAUGAUGGCGCGAAACAAGAAACUUCAUCACAAGAUGAAGAAGCCGGUCAGGAUGGUAAUGCCAGUUCGAUGGAUGAAGAUAUGGACAUCGAAAGUAGCAACGUUAGUGUGGAAAAGAAAGACGGAAAAGACAAACAAAUCAGCGAGGCAGACAUGGAACAGAGUGCCGAUCAUUCAAGCUUAGAUUCCACAUUCGAACAUUCGUUAGACGAUGAAGAUUAUGCGGAAAAGACAGACGAUGAUGGAAAGGAACAGGAAACUGUUGACCAGCAAAUCGAUGAAGAAAAUGUUGGGGAAAAUGAUAAGACAGCGGAGAGCGGUGACAAUGGCAAGAAAACUGUUCAGAAAAUCAUUUCCGAGGUGGAGGAUGACUGGUCCGACUUCGAAGAUGAGUCCGAUGUGCCACCAAAAGUAGAAAAUGAGAAAAAGGAGAAACUUGUCGUCAGGAAGGAUGGUCCAUCCACUCAGUCUGCUCCGAAAGUAGCCGCAAAGGUUGAGAAAACGUACAAAAAUUCCGGCAAAAAAGCUACAGAGACAGCACCCAAACCGCCUACAGCAACGGAACAGAAAUCCAUUCGUACGACACGGAAUAAGACCGAAAGUGCCAAGCAAACGGCCAAACACGUUGUGAGAGAGAAUGUUUCAUCGAAAGGCGAUACCAGUGAAGCGUCUGUCGAAUCGACAUCGAAAGAUGACGAUGAAGCCGUAGCCGAAAAGUCCACAGAGUCUGCAGAGAAAAAAGAAUCGAAAACUGAUGUUAAGACGUUGAUAAGUGCCGAUUGGGGAGACGAUGACUUUUAAUCGAAUGUUCCUUUGCUAUUACUCCGUGUCGUGUCGGUAACAUUAUGGUGUCAGUCCAAUCACAUAAAUUUAUCCCACAGUGUCAGGAAGCAACGAUUAUUAUCAUCCCGCUCUAAAUGCUAAGCUAAGCGUUGCAAACGGAAGGUAGGUUUCCUUUACAUGUUUUCAGUUUGUAAGCGCAAAAUUUCAAAUUUAUUUCAAAUAAAAAUCUGUAGUGUACAUUCAAA